This is a messenger RNA of Angiostrongylus costaricensis, 2718 nucleotides long. The record is from the annotation of a GenBank genome assembly. Lineage: Eukaryota; Metazoa; Nematoda; Chromadorea; Rhabditida; Metastrongylidae.
AUGGGCACAUCAUCACGUCAGUCCAGGAAACGCCGUGGAGAUGAUGACGACUCUGACGACGCACGUCGAACCAGAGAUAGGUAUCGUUCGGAUUCUCGGUCAAGAUCGCGAUCACCAUCACCAAGACAGAAGAGGUCUCGUCGACGUGAAAGGGAAAAGCAGUCAUCUCCAUCACCAAAGGAAGAUUACGCAGAGUCGCUUUCUAUUGAAGAAACGAACAAGCUUCGCGCAAAGCUAGGUUUGGCCCCACUCGAGAUCGACAGUGCUCCCAAGACGAAAGAGGCUGAAGAUGGUACGACUGUUCAUGUUGAAGAUGGCUUCGAAUUUCGACAUAAGAAACCCGAAAAUUGGGGUGACAAGAAGAAAGAAUCAGAACUGAAAGAGAAGUUGGAGAUCGCGAAGAAGAAGCGCCAAAUCUAUGAGCGGGUGUUAACCACGAAAAGCAUAGUUGAUUCCGAUGACGAUGAAGAUGCUGCUGACUGGGUAGCAAAGAUGAGAAAGCAAGAAGAAGAGAAAAGGCUAGCUGAAGAACGGGCGAAAACUCUUGAUGCCAUGGACGAGGAGUUUGGGAUAAAUAGUAUAAUUGCGGAUGAAAAAGCAAAACAGGCUAAGAAAAAGGCUAGAAGGGAAAAACCAAUGAGUUCGGAUACUGGAGGGUUAGUUGUUGGCCAUUCUAAGGAAGCUUUUCUUGACUCUUCCAACAAAAUCCUCGUUUUAGAGGAUAAAGACGUACUUGACGUGGGAGACGAAGUUCUUAUUAAUCCGAACUUGGUUGAUAAUGAGAAGUAUGCGAGAAACGUGGAACUGAAAAAGCGUAGGGAAUUACAGAAAGGAUUCGAUGAUGUGGACGAAUUUGGUGUGCAAAAAAGCUAUGGUGUUCUGAACAAGUACGACGAAGAGCUCGAAGGUGUACGGAGAGAGAAAUUCCGACUUGACGAUAAAGGAGGAUACGAUCUUGAGAAGGACGAGAGAGAUGAAAGAAUGCGCCGUGAAUUAGAAUUGGCUGGUAAGACACUUGUCAACUUGGAGAUGCAGAAAUAUCAAGUAGGAAGCGAAUUCUACACGAAGGAGGAAAUGACUGCAUUUCGUAAAGUUAAGAAAGGUACAAAGGAGAAGUCUACACGAAAAAGGAAAAUUCUGAAAGCAGAAGAUUUGGUGCCGGACAAACCAUCUAGCGGACGUGAUCUAGGCUCUAGGAGAACAGAUAGAAGAGGUGAGAUCAAAAUGGAGGACGAGCAAGAAAGUGACGUUCGUUUGACAGAAGACGACACUGAGAGUGUAGAUAAAAAUGACAUCGGCGAAGAGGCAAGUGAACCGUCAGGGCCAUGGAAGCGUGCUACAAAGAAUGCGGUUAACAUUGAUUUAUUGAAAUCUCUUAUAAAUCAGAGCAACGAUAGUGGUGUUGAAGAUAGUGAUGGUGAGUCGUGCUAUUUAUCGAAAGAUAUCGGUAAUGUCGUAAUUGAUGAUGAUGCGGAAGAUGAGUUGUUUAAUGUCCUUCACAAAACUCGUCGUCUUAGGCAGGUCGUCGUUAAGAGGGAGGAUGAUGAUAUUGCACAAAAGGUCCAUGAAAUGGUUUCAUCACAUCAAGUCAAGAUGGAAGUUGACGACUUUAGCGAUGCGUACCAGUCCGUUACGAAGGAUGGGGCCGUGACCUUAGAUUCCACAAUGGAAUACUGCAGGAAUAUAGGUGAAAUUCCAACAUACGGAUUGGCUGGUAAUCGAACAGAUGCCAUUGAUGUUUCUGACAUGAAAGGUGAAGUCGAUGAAGGAGAUGAAAACGCAAUUAGGAAAUGGAAACAGUCACAAGUAGAAAGGGAGCAACGACGUAAGGAACGUCAAAGAACUAAAGAUAGUAAGGGUAAAUGGCUUGAUAAGCCUAGUAGUAGCGGUGUUCUGGAUAGCGACGAUGAGAGAGAACUACAAGAAGCCAAAAGAAAUGCAGAUUACUCGGACGAUGAUGACGAUGACAGCUUGUGCGCUGCUAACAGUAAGAAAGAGUAUGAAAAUGUGCUUGGAAAGGAAGCGGAUGUCAGCAAAGGAGUUGGUGCAAUGCUGAAACUUGCAGCACAAAAGGGUUAUCUGAAUGACAAUGAAGUGAAAAAGAAAACUGGGCAGAAUCUGGAUCAUCUUCGGAAUCAAUCAAAGACCCAGGUGGAACAAGGGAAAUACGAUAUCGAGGACAAGUACGCGAAAAAAUUGGACCGCUUAGGCACUACUGGGCGUGGUCCCAUCAUGCCAUUCACAGAAAAGAAGGACUAUCAUCCAGAGGUGAAUAUCCAAUACGUUGAUGAGAAAGGCCGUAUUAUGGAUCAGAAGGAUGCCUACCGUGAACUGUCCUAUAAAUUUCAUGGUCGUAAUCCUGGAAAGAAACAAACAGAGAAGCGGAUUUCUAGACGGGACAAGAAAGAGAUGUUGAAACAGAUGAACAGUUCCGACACUCCUCUCGGUACGCUGUCUAAACAGUUAAGAAAACAGGAACAAUUACAAACACCGUAUCUCGUUCUCAGUGGAUCUGGACGAAGUGAUCAGGCAUCUAAAGAGACUGGGCAGACGUUAACAUCGAAUGUCCAUGGGAAAGUCGAGAACUGGAUUGUACUUGAAUUGAACGAACGAGUUUACGGUUUGUUAGAUGUGCUCUAUGCUUCUCAUAAGCAACAAGGAUUAUUCGUUUCUUCAUCAUGUGAUGGCGUACAGCUAGAAAUGGAUCGUGUGCAAUAA